Rubroshorea leprosula is the source of this 936-nucleotide messenger RNA. NCBI's taxonomy places the organism in Eukaryota, Viridiplantae, Streptophyta, Magnoliopsida, Malvales, Dipterocarpaceae. The record is from the annotation of a GenBank genome assembly.
AGAUUACGGAGAUGGAGGCGAAAAGGGGCAGAUGCUAGCGACUGGUGCUUGUUCCUUGUCCUUUCCAGGGUCAUAUUACUCCAAUGCUUCAGCCAGGCCAUAUCCUCCGCUCCAUGGGCUUUUCCAUUACAAUUGCACACACCAAAUUCUAUUUUCCUGAUCCAUCUGAUCACCCUGAUUUCGCCUUCCUACCCAUCUCUGAUGACCUGUCCCAUCGUGAUAUCUCCUCCAUGGACUUCAUAUCUAUGUUCUCGAGUCUUAACUCGAGCUGCAAAUCCCCCUUGUUGCCGUCAGUAACACAGAUCAUGGAAAAGCAGGUGCAUCAUGAUGUGCUUUUGUGCUUAAUUUAUGAUGAGUUCAUGUACUUUGCAGAAGCUGUGGCUCAUGAGCUCAAACUUCCAAGCAUCAUCUUGACAACAGGCAGCGCUGCUAACUUACUAAUCAGUCCUUUACACAAAAUUGCUUCAACUUCCACCAGCAGCUCAGCAAAAGAGGAUAGAAGGUGCAUAGAAUGGCUAGACAAGCAAACCCUUAACUCUGUUCUAUAUGUAAGCCUAGGAAGCAUAGCUUCCGUGACUAAUAAGGAUAUCAGGGAAAUGGCUGAAGACCUGGCCAACAGCAGGCAGCCUUUCUUGUGGGUGCUCAGACCAGGCUCAAUAUUACUUGAAGAUUUCAAUGAAAUUGUCAAAGAUAGAGGAUACAUAAUGAACUAGGCACCACAAAAGGAAGUAUUGACACAUGAAGCAGUAGGAGGCUUUUGGAGCCACUGUGGUUGGAACUCAACCCUGGUAAGCAUUGCCGGAGGCAUUCCAAUGAUAUGCCAACCAUAUUUUGGGGACCAAAAGGUGAAUGCACGGUAUGUGAGCCAUGUGUGGAGAGUUGGCUUGGAAAUUGAGAAUAGUAUAGGGAGUAAGGAAAUAGAAAAUUCCAUAAGAA